Messenger RNA from Opisthorchis viverrini, 820 nucleotides. RefSeq lists its product as hypothetical. The transcript is spliced from 4 exons. The record is from RefSeq and is a predicted model, not a curated record. NCBI's taxonomy places the organism in Eukaryota, Metazoa, Platyhelminthes, Trematoda, Opisthorchiida, Opisthorchiidae. Bases 1 to 684 code for a protein of 227 amino acids.
AUGAAUGGAGUAGUGGAUUGUUACACGAUAAAACCCAAGGAACCAGCGGAUCGGUUUGGUAUCGAAAGGAGGCGGACAACUAGUUGCAGCUCCUCGUGUACCGAUGACCCGGAGGUAGAUCUCAAUCCUCCCCCUGUUGCGAUGCCCAGAAAGCCUUCCACGAGGAAACGAGCAACCGGGUCCAUGCAGCGGAAAGAUGAACACAGAAGUCAAUCACAACCAACUGAAGGGACCACAAAUAGUGAAGUCGAAAAGCGAACCCCGAGUCAACCAAAAAUGCGUGACCGACGAAUGCAUUCCCUAGCCGGACGACUAAUAUCCACGAAGUCACCGAACCCAUCACUACCUGUUGGAUCGCUGAAGAGAUCUAAGAGUGUGGACAGUUCCGCAAGACGGUCUUCAAGACCAAAACCCGGAUGUCCAGAAGGCACACUGGCGGUGCGCGCACACACCGACGCCAAUUCUGAUUAUCAACGACCGUUCCAUGAGGAACGACAGAAUCCUGUUGCAAGGUUAAGGCUCCAAGGUCGAUUCAUUCCGUCCAGUGGAAAUUCCAAUUUCUACACGAACACCAAACAACCGACGCUGCACACGGCGAGGCGCAUGGUCUCAAGAAAACCCAAAGAACACAUAGACUACACGAGACAAAGUGCGGAAAAAAGGAGCUACUGUUGUUGCAGUUAAUCCACGAUGACAAGAACCUACCUGCCAUGUACAUUGAUAAAGUAGACGAAUGGCUGUCUGAACCUAUCACGAAUUAAAAAAAAAAAUCCAUGUAAACAGAAUAAAUUACCAAUCACCUAUUUCAAGCACCAUAAAA